UACAAGGCUGGAGACUUGUUGUGGUCCAGGUUCAUUCAGCAGAAGACACCUGCAGGAGACUGGGCAUUUGCUGGAAGAGAUGAUGAUGUAAGGGAAGGCGUGCUUGUUUUAUGUUUGUCUGCUAGCUGAACUGGAUCCUCUAUCUUCUCUGGUUUCUGUUUUUUAUACUGGACUGUCUGCCAUCAGGAACUAGAAGCCAUUCAGAGCUGAGCCGGACUAAGCCAAACAUCUGAACAACCAGUCUGAACAUGCAGUCCUUGACAGAGGAGAUCCAGAGUUUCUCUCGGACGCGACUGAGGAAGCAGUGCACCCGUGUGACGUCGCUGAGCGGCCGUCGCAUCAUUGAGACCUGGAAGGGUUCAACGAUCACCGUGGUGGAGGACCCCGUCCCCCCGGAGAAGAUUCUGGGAUAUAUCCCCGACACUUCCUGGGACCUGCAGGUCGGGGCUGUCAAGCCCUACCUGCUGCUGGGUUCUCAAGAUGCUGCACAUGAUUUUAGCACUCUGAGAAAACACAAGGUGUCUCACAUUCUGAACGUGGCCUUCGGUGUGGAGAACGUGUUUCCGGACCUGUUCAUUUACAAGACUGUCAGUAUCCUGGAUCACCCUGAUGCUGAUCUACUGCUUCACAUCCAGGACUGCUGUGACUUCAUUCAGCAGGCACACAAUGAGGAAGGCGUGGUGCUGGUCCACUGCAAUGCUGGCGUGUCCCGUGCACCGGCCGUGGUCAUUGGCUACCUGAUGUCAUGUGACGGCCAGUCCUUUGACGAUGCCCUCUCGCUGGUCAAAGCAGCUCGGCCUGCCUCCUCGCCCAACCCAGGCUUUCUGGAUCAACUGAGGAGCUACAAAAAGCAAAUGAUGAACGGAUCCAAACACUGAGGAGGGAAAACAGUCCUUUGAUUUUAGGAAAAACUGAAAUAAUAUAACCCUGAGCUGUAAAGAUUGAUUUGGUCAUCCAGAUUUCCAGAUUAUUUUCAGUCUUCCUUCUGUUUGUGCAGGCUUUUAGAGCAAAAUGACAUAAUUUCAGUUGUGUGAUGAUGAUGAUGAUGAUUAUUAUUAUUAUUAUUAUUAUUAUUAUUAUUAUUAUUAUUAUCAUUAUUAUUGUUAAUAAUAUUAUUAUUAAUAUGUCUUUUUUGUGUUUGGAUGCUGUCAACUCUGUGAUCAGAUUCAUAUUUGUGGGGAAAUAUGCUUCUCAGUUUGACCUGUCAUGACUCUUAAGGAACGCUGAGGUCCGACAAAUGUUAUUUCUAAUCA
Messenger RNA from Mugil cephalus (flathead mullet), 1253 nucleotides. RefSeq names its product dual specificity phosphatase 19a (gene dusp19a). The transcript is spliced from 5 exons. Gene Ontology annotation, biological process: regulation of MAP kinase activity; protein dephosphorylation. Gene Ontology annotation, cellular component: cytoplasm. The record is from RefSeq and is a predicted model, not a curated record. Lineage: Eukaryota; Metazoa; Chordata; Actinopteri; Mugiliformes; Mugilidae. Bases 249 to 878 code for a protein of 209 amino acids. Gene Ontology annotation, molecular function: JUN kinase phosphatase activity.